AUGCACCGAUCGUUUACAGUGUUAUCAAAAUAUCUAAGAACCAUUUCUUCAAAUGGCACAUUCUCAUCAUCUUCUUCUUCUUCUUCACUACAACACCAAUUCCAUUCUUCUUCUUCUUCUCCAAUCGGUUCUCCAACCAGAGUCCAGAAACUCAUUGCUUCCCAAUCAGACCCUCUCCUCGCCAAAGAAAUCUUCGAUUACGCUUCUCUCCAACCCAAUUUCCGCCACAAUUACUCCACCUACCUCAUUCUCAUUCUCAAAUUCGGUCGCUCCAAACACUUCUCUCUCCUCGACCAUCUCCUCCGUCGCCUCAAAUCCGAAUCCCAACCCAUUACCCCCACCCUCUUCUCUUACCUAAUCAAAAUCUACGGCGAAGCCAAUUUACCUGACAAAGCCCUCAACACUUUCUACACCAUGCUUCAAUUCAAUAUCAAACCUUUAACCAAACACCUUAACCGCAUUCUUGAAAUUCUCGUUUCUCGCCGGAAUUACGUUCGACCCGCUUUCGAUCUCUUUAAAGAUGCUCAUAGACAUGGCGUUGUUCCUGAUACUAGGUCGUAUAACAUUCUCAUGCGGGCUUUUUGUUUUAUCGGUGAUAUCAGUAUUGCAUACACACUGUUUAACAAAAUGUUUAAGAGAGAUGUUGUUCCUGAUGUUGAGUCUUAUAGGAUUUUGAUGCAGGCUUUGUGUAGGAAGAGUCAAGUUAAUGGAGCUGUUGAUCUUUUGGAGGAUAUGUUGAAUAAAGGGUUUGUUCCUGAUUCUUUGACUUAUACUACUUUGUUGAAUAGUUUGUGUAGGAAGAAGAAGCUUAGGGAAGCUUAUAAGCUUCUUUGUAGGAUGAAGGUUAAAGGGUGUAAUCCUGAUAUAGUUCAUUACAAUACGGUUAUAUUAGGGUUUUGUAGAGAAGGGCGAGCUCGCGAUGCUUGUAAGGUUAUCGAUGAUAUGCGGGCGAAUGGGUGUUUGCCGAAUUUGGUUUCUUAUAGGACUUUGGUAAAUGGUUUGUGUCAUUUGGGAAUGUUUGAUGAGGCAAAGGAGUAUGUGGAGGAAAUGCUUUCCAAAGGUUUUUCUCCGCACUUUGCUGUCAUCCAUGCUUUAGUGAGUGGUUUUUGCAAUGUUGGUAGGGUUGAGGAAGCAUGCGGAGUUCUCACGAAUUCGCUAGAGCACGGGGAAGCUCCUCAUAAGGAUAGUUGGAUGAUUGUAGUACCUCAAAUAUGUGAUACGGAGGAGGAUGGUGUGAAAAUUGGUGGUGUUUUGGAGGAAGUUCUUAAGAUUGAAAUCAAAGGGGAUACUAGAAUUGUGGAUGCUGGCAUUGGUUUGGAAGACUACUUGAUUAGGAAGAUACGGGCUAAGGCGAGGCAGUUUUAA
Lathyrus sativus (Indian pea) is the source of this 1365-nucleotide messenger RNA. NCBI's taxonomy places the organism in Eukaryota, Viridiplantae, Streptophyta, Magnoliopsida, Fabales, Fabaceae. The record is from the annotation of a GenBank genome assembly.